UCCGUCACUUCUGCUCACAAGAGAAAAUGCAGAAUAACUCAAUGUUAAAUCACUCUGGAUUCCAAGCUUGCAAUGGGUCCGUGAACGCACCGUGGGGCGGACUGUGGGAUUUUCUCUUUUUCUCCGCAGCAGAUUGUUGAAGUUUGAGUUUGGAGAAGAAGAAGUGAGGGUCGAUCACCUCGAGGCCUGAUCGAUGGAUUACAGCAGCAGCCGUCUCUUGGUGUGAAGCCUAACAGCUGUGUGACCUCUGACCUCUCGGCGCUUCAUCCUUCACCAGCUUCAUUUAUUUAAAAUACAAAUAAUAAAAAGAAGAAAACGAAUCGAUGAAACACUCAAAGCUGAAGUGAGGAAGAGCUCAAGCCCCUCGAGGUGAUCCUGCUGAUACAGGAGAAGAACUCUGCAACAUGGAACCAGAACCUUUGGAGCCAAACCACUAGUCCCUCUGGGCCCAGAACCUCUGAAGGAAGUAAAAUCUACAAAAAGAACUCAAAUCAACUUCAGAGACUCAAAAGUGCUUUUAUUUUGAAAAAGUUAAACUUGAACAUGUUUCCCCCACAGACAUGGAGUGUGUGUGUGUGCUUCUGGUGUGCGUUCUGAGUGUGUGUGUCGGGGCGAACAUCUCACCGGGCCCAAGUGACCACGCCCACCUGGACCAGCAUCAUCUCGCUGUGUCCAACAGCAAAGCAGCUUCAGACCCGUGUGCCCCCAGCAGAACACUUUGUCUGGACCACAAGUCCCUGCUGAGCUUCGAGGCGAUCUGCUUCAUCCACAAGCUGAUGGACAAUGACGCUGACGGCUCAGUGGACCCUACGGAGACCGACGAGUUCCUCCGGGCGGACCUGAAGUACCACGACCCCAAAGACAAGCACAGCAGCUUCCACCGGGCCGACCUGCGCAUCAGCCUGGAGGACAUGUGGAGGUCCUGGAAGAGCUCCGUAGUGUACAACUGGACGGAGCAGCAGGUGGAAGACUGGCUGCUCCUCAGCGUGGAGCUUCCUCAGUACACAGAGACCUUCAGGAGACUCCAGCUGGACGGGAGGGCCUUGCCCAGGCUGGCGGUGAAGAACACCACCUUGAUGGUGUCGGUGAUGAGGAUCCUGGACAGAGGUCACGCUCAGAAGCUUCAGCUUAAGGCUCUGGACAUCGUGCUGUUUGGACCUCCUCCAGCGCGGCCCGGACCCUGGAAGGACCUGGUCCUGGUCCUGUCCGUCCUGGCGGGUCUCAGCGGCUGCUGGUUCGCUUUCAUCCAGAACCGGAGGUCCAGAGAGGACGUGGAGAGGCUGGUGAAGGACCUGGAGGGUCUGCAGAGGGCUGAGCAGAGCCUGCUGGACCUGCAGGACCAGCUGCAGAAGGCUCAGGAGGAGCAGCGCUGCGUGCAGGUGGAGAAGGUGAAGGUGGAGGAGGAGCUAAGGAGCGAGAUCGACUCAGCCAAUCAGGAGGCUCAGCGGCUCCGGGAGCUGCGUGGAACGACCAAUGAGACGAGCCGGCAGAAGGACGCCGAGGAGGAGCUGGACCAGGUGCGCGCGGCCCUGAAGAAGGCGGAGCUAGAGGCUCGGGCUCGCUGGACGCCUCCUGACUCGCUGCAGAAAUGGCUGCAGCUGACUCACGAGGUGGAAGUUCAGUACUACGACGUGAAGAAGACCAGCGCGGAGCGACAGCUGCUGCAGGCCAGGGAGGGGGCGGAGAAGAUCAGGAAGAAGAGGACCUCUCUCUUCAGGACCUUCCAUGUGGCUCACAGCUCUUCGCUGGACGACGUCGACCACAAGAUCCUCUCUGCCAAACAGGCCCUGGCCGAGGUGACGGCGGCCCUGAGGGAGAAGCUCCACCGCUGGCAGCAGAUCGAGGGGCUGACGGGCUUCUGCCUGGUGGACAACCCGGGCCUGGGGGCGCUGGCCUCCGCCCUCAACCUGGACCCCUCCUUCCUGGGCCUACGACCUCCGACCCCUCAGAACCUCCUGCUCUCAGAUGACCUGGACGACAUGGACGAGGACAUCCUGUCUCCGGGGACGCUGCAGUACGCAGCGUGGCAGAUGGACCGGCGAGUGAGCGACCUCUGGCCCCUGAGUGGCAUCGCCGACAGCCAGUCACCAUGGAAACACUCUGCUCAGAGUCUGAUGCCCCUGCGUCAGUGGAAAGGAAACCCCGCCUUCAGCUCUCACAGAGCAGCGAUGGGGAACCACGGGUCCAACCUGGAGGACAUCCUGGCCGAGGACAUGCACCACUGGUACAACAAGUUCAUGCGGGAGUCCCCGUCGGGCCUCAUCACGCUGUUUGAGCUGAAGGCCAUCCUGGGCCUGAAGGGCAUGACGGAGAACGCCAACAGCUACGUAGACCAGGUCUUCCUCACCUUUGACAUGGACGGGGACGGGUACAUCGACUUUGUGGAAUACAUCGCUGCCAUCAGCCUGAUGCUGAAAGGGGAAAUCAACCAGAAACUAAAGUGGUACUUCAAACUGUUCGACCAGGAUGGCAACGGGAAGAUUGACAAGGAGGAGCUGGAGACCAUCUUUGCGGCCAUCCAGGACAUUACACGGAACAGAGACACCGACCCCGAGGACAUCGUGUCCAUCAUAUUCGAGAGGAUUGACGUGAACGGAGAAGGUGAGCUGACCCUGGAAGAGUUCAUCGAGGGGGCCAGAGACCACGAGGACAUCAUGGACAUGCUGAAGAGCCUCAUGGACCUGACGCCGGUGCUGGUCAUCAUUGUGGAGGGCCGGACUGGUUAAGGUGCAGUAAGCCUGCCACCCCCUCCGCCCCCCGUCAAAAUAAGAGACCCGACAGACUUGUUGAGGACACCUGGAAGGAGACUGAAGUAAAACUGAGCAACGCGUCGUUUCUGCCGCUCAAGUCCAAAAACUAUUUCCAGACAAAGAAGACUUUGAUGAAAAAAGAAAAUCCACCUUCACAAAUCUGUUGAUUUAAAAUGUUAAAAACCCUCAGAACUGUAUUUUUGAUUCCAGUGUCCAGGGAGGGCACAAAGGGGGGGGGGGAACAGAGGGUCCGGAGGCUGAUCAGAAUCCUGCUGAUCUCAUUCAGAACUUUGCCAAUUUAGGAAGUGGUUUUCAUGGAUGGUGUUUGGACAGCUGGGAUCCCUGGGGGGCCCUCAGGGGCCCGCCUCCUCCCAGAUAGCAGCUCCUUCUCACGGACAGAAUAAAAAUAGGUAUUCUCAGAACCAGGUCCAGAAAUCCCCUCCAGUUCAUUUAGGGUGUUUGUCCGAUAAUAUCUUUGUAUUCAUGCUGGGAUUGUCUGUGAGAGCAGUGCAUGCUGGGAUCUUUUUUCUGAGAGGACUGAGCUUCUCACAGCCAUUAGGUUUUAUGGACCUGAGCUGUAAUGGAGCAGCAACACCUCAGCUUUACUUUAUCAAAGUACCAGGUCUGUCCUCCAUUAGAGGCCAGUUCAGAGAGCCAACUGGGCCAAUCCGGGCCAAACCGGGCCAAACCGGGUCGUCCAGGUCAAAGCUGGAGGUAUUUGAAUCAAAAUGAAGACUAACACAACCAAUAAACAAAUAUGGAGAUUUGAGAGUGCAGCCUGUGAUUAUUGAUCAGCUGCUCCUCAAACUCCUCUGAGACUAAACGUUUUCUUGACUGAGGUGUUGUCAGGUACAUUCCUACAGUAGUAGACGUUUUUGACUUCAUGAUUUUUACUUUUAUACGGUGACAAGUAGGACCAGGAGCUGACCAAUGGUCGUACUUCCCUCAGGUUAGCAUGCCUCGGGUUAGCAUCCCACAGGUUAGCAUGCCUCGGGGUAGCAUGCCACAGGUUAGCAUGCCUCGGGUUAGCAUCCCACAGGUUAGCAUGCCUCGGGUUAGCAUGCCACGGGUUAGCAUGCCUCGGGUUAGCAUCCCACAGGUUAGCAUGCCUCAGGUUAGCAUGCCUCGGGUUAGCAUGCCACGGGUUAGCAUGCCACAGGUUAGCAUGCCUCAGGUUAGCAUCCCACGGGUUAGCAUCCCACAGGUUAGCAUGCCACGGGUUAGCAUGCCUCGGGUUAGCAUGCCACAGGUUAGCAUGCCACGGGUUAGCAUGCCUCGGGUUAGCAUCCCACAGGUUAGCAUGCCUCGGGUUAGCAUCCUGAUUAACGCUUAUUAUGCAAUAAGCAGAAUUCACCAAACUGAUAAUGAAUUUAAACCAUGUUUUUGUUGCCUUAUCAAUAAAGUUUUU
Molecule: messenger RNA, 4158 nt
Organism: Pungitius pungitius (ninespine stickleback)
Lineage: Eukaryota; Metazoa; Chordata; Actinopteri; Perciformes; Gasterosteidae
Product: stromal interaction molecule 1-like
Exons: 17
Coding region: 561-2726 (721 amino acids)
Biological process (GO): activation of store-operated calcium channel activity; intracellular calcium ion homeostasis; store-operated calcium entry
Cellular component (GO): endoplasmic reticulum; plasma membrane
Molecular function (GO): calcium sensitive guanylate cyclase activator activity; protein binding; calcium channel regulator activity
Source: RefSeq, a predicted model, not a curated record